Messenger RNA from Aspergillus aculeatinus CBS 121060, 735 nucleotides. RefSeq names its product golgi SNAP receptor complex member 2 family protein. The transcript is spliced from 4 exons. The record is from RefSeq and is a predicted model, not a curated record. Gene Ontology annotation, biological process: vesicle fusion; endoplasmic reticulum to Golgi vesicle-mediated transport. The coding region runs from base 1 to 735 and encodes 244 amino acids. Gene Ontology annotation, molecular function: SNARE binding; SNAP receptor activity. Gene Ontology annotation, cellular component: ER to Golgi transport vesicle membrane; late endosome membrane; SNARE complex. Lineage: Eukaryota; Fungi; Ascomycota; Eurotiomycetes; Eurotiales; Aspergillaceae.
AUGAAUUCUCUUUUCAAUUCCGCCUUGAAGCAGUCUUCUGCUAUCCGCCGCGAUCUGGACACAUUCUCCCAGUCGCCGGCCACAUCGUCCGCCGCGCUACAAGGUCAAAUUGCGGCCUCGCUGGCAUCACUAUCCCGCACCAUCGAUGACUACUCUGCCCUGUCGAAAAAAGAGUUGAUCCCGGAGAAGCAAGAGAAAGCCUUCGAGCGAGUGAAGAACUUCCGCACCGAGCUUGCAGACUACCGGCUACACUUCGAGCGACUGCGCAAAGAACGAGAAGAUGCACAAUCCGUAACGAACCGCAACGAGCUCCUCGGCCGACGCCCACACAACACCGCCACCCCCGAAAACCCCUACGCGCAAUCCUCCCUGCCCAACCCAUCCCCGUUCGGCAACCCGUCCUCGGCCCGAUCGGGCCUGGGAUUCGGCGGCGGCGCGGCCGACUACACCCGCGAGACUCAUGCGCUGCGCGAGCAGAGCUUCCUCGCCAAUACCGGUACGCAGCUGGAUGAGUUCCUCGAUCGGGGUCGCGCCGUCCUGGCGGAUUUGGGGCAACAGCGCGAGGUGCUCAAGGGCACGCAGCGUCGACUUUACAGUGUUGCGAACACGUUGGGGGUCAGUGGGGAGACGAUUCGCAAGGUGGAGCGGCGGGCGAAGCAGGACAAGUGGAUUUUCUGGGCCGGGGUGCUCAUCUUCUUCCUCUUCUGCUGGGCGGUACUACACUUUCUGAGGUAG